Messenger RNA from Gossypium raimondii (Peruvian cotton), 1480 nucleotides. RefSeq names its product 60S acidic ribosomal protein P0-2. The record is from RefSeq and is a predicted model, not a curated record. NCBI's taxonomy places the organism in Eukaryota, Viridiplantae, Streptophyta, Magnoliopsida, Malvales, Malvaceae. Gene Ontology annotation, biological process: ribosome biogenesis; cytoplasmic translation; ribosomal large subunit assembly. Gene Ontology annotation, cellular component: cytosolic large ribosomal subunit. The coding region runs from base 304 to 1269 and encodes 321 amino acids. The transcript is spliced from 5 exons. Gene Ontology annotation, molecular function: large ribosomal subunit rRNA binding; structural constituent of ribosome.
ACAGAAAGAAAAAGGGUAUUCAUGCAAAUAUAAAAUGAAAAUUUGUUGGGAUAUGAUUGGAGAGCACAAAAGGAGGAAUGCAGGUAAAGAAGAUUGAAAGCAUCCAACCAACACGUAUUCUAGUACUUACUAGGUUAUGUGGAUCCAAUACCCUGUUCAGAGCCCAUGAAAUGAACCCCAGUAUGCUUAGUGUUACAUAUAUAUGAAGAUUAUGGUCAUGCAUGGUAGUGGUGCUGCUGCUGCUGCAAGGGUUUUGAUAUAGGGUUAAAAGGGUAGUUUUUGUAUUGGUUAAGGGAAGCGAAAAUGGUGUUGAAUCCAGCGAAGAGGGAGAAGAAAUCGCAGUACGAUCAAAAGCUGUGUCGUCUCCUGGAUGAGUACACACAGGUGUUGGUUGUGGCUGCCGAUAACGUGGGAUCCACUCAAAUGCAAAACAUCAGGAAAGGUUUGAGGGGUGACUCUAUCAUCCUCAUGGGUAAGAACACUAUGAUGAAGCGCUCCAUUAGGCUGCACGCUGAAAGAACCGGUAACGAUGCUUUCAAAAACCUCCUCCCUUUGCUUGUGGGUAAUGUAGGGUUCAUCUUUACCAAGGGUGAUUUGAAGGAAGUUCGUGAAGAAAUUGCAAAAUACAAGGUUGGGGCUCCAGCACGUGUGGGUCUCGUUGCUCCAAUUGAUGUCAUUGUUCCCCCUGGCAACACUGGCCUUGAUCCUUCUCAAACAUCCUUCUUUCAGGUGCUCAACAUUCCAACCAAGAUCAACAAAGGUACAGUCGAAAUCGUGACUGCGGUGGAGCUGAUUAGAAAGGGUGAGAAAGUGGGUUCAUCCGAGGCAGCCCUGCUUUCAAAGCUUGGGAUAAGGCCAUUCUCUUAUGGACUGGUAGUGGUAUCUGUUUAUGACAAUGGAACAGUGUUCAGCCCUGAGGUGCUAGACUUAACUGAAGAUGACCUUAUGGAGAAGUUUAGGAGCUGGCUCUCCAAUGUCACUUCCCUUUCGCUGGCGGUUUCGUUCCCGACUCUCGCUGCUGCGCCUCAUAUGUUUAUUAAUGCAUACAAGACUGCUCUUUCUCUUGCUGUAGCUACUGAGUAUACCUUCCCUCAAGCUGAAAAAAUCAAAGAAUACCUCAAGGAUCCGACCAAGUUUGCGGUUGCAGUUGGUGGGGAUGCCGCUGCCCCAGCAACUUCAGCCAAGGAAGAGAAAGCAGAGCAGAGCGAGCCAGCCAAGGAGGAGGAAGAGGAGUCAGAUGAAGACCUUGUUGCUGGUCUGUUUGACUAAAUGGCAGUCACUGAGUUUGGCAAUUGGAGGAGAAAGCGGUAGUAUCAUUAGUAGUAGUAAUAGUAGAUGCAGAGAGUUGAAUUUGGAAAUAAAUAAUGAAGUGGGCUUUGCCUUCCAUGCUCCACUAUUGAGUGAUUGAAUAUUAUAGUAAGUUCUAGUAUUAACUUUUUAGUUUAUUUACAUUUGAUAUUAUUAACUAUUUCCUUUGCUA